Salvia splendens (bonfire salvia) is the source of this 963-nucleotide messenger RNA. RefSeq lists its product as uncharacterized. The transcript is spliced from 4 exons. The coding region runs from base 1 to 963 and encodes 320 amino acids. Lineage: Eukaryota; Viridiplantae; Streptophyta; Magnoliopsida; Lamiales; Lamiaceae. The record is from RefSeq and is a predicted model, not a curated record.
AUGCAGGCCAAUAAUGACCUAGUCCGUAAGUUGCAAGACACUCAGCAAGAACAGAAGGCCGCAAUGGAUAUGCUAGCCAAACAGAUGUCUCAUAUUGCCACCUCGUUGAAUGAGAUGCGUGGAAACGAAGGAAGAAUCCCUGCCUCGGUGAAACCACCGGACAGAGCAAACAUCAGUCAAAUCACCUUAAGAUCGGGAAGGGAGUACAAAGGGCCAACGAUGAAGAUUGAUGAUCAAGAACUGACUGUGAUGAGAACUAAAGUGGAAAAUGAAGAAGUGAGGAGAGAAUCUGGAGAGUUUUUCAAGGGAGACUCCAGCAAGACAGUUAAGCCGUUUCCCUAUCGUGGGGAAGCCAGAAAAAGGAAGGAUGAUCAAGCUCUGAAAUUACCUCUCUUCAGUAAGUUUAUCAAGGAAUUCAUUGCGGGUAAGACCAAGUCAGAUGGGAAAAUCGUGAUCGGAGAGAAUAUUUCAGCAGUGAUACAGAAGAGGAGGCUGUCAUCAAAGAGAACCGACCCAAGUAUGUUUGCUUUACCUAUUUCAAUUGGUAACGUGAAAAUUGAGCAUGCAAUGUGUGACCUGGGUGCGUCAAUAAAUGUUUUACCUCUUUCGCUUUCCAAGAAAUUGGCUGAUAGGUCAUGCAUAAGCCCAGAAUGUAUGUUAGAAAAUGUGAUAGUUAAGGUGCAUGAUUUCCUAUAUCCUGUUGAUUUCCAUGUGAUUAAAAUGAGUGAACAUGAGUCUGCUGAGUCCAGAAGAGUGCUUUUAGGUAGACCAUUCCUACGCACAACUAAGACUAUAAUUGAUGUUUUCGAUGGAAGAAUUUGUUUGGACUACCAUGGGGAGAAAUUCACUUUUAACAUUGAUGAGGCUUUGAAAAAACCUUUAGAUGUGGAAAAUCUUCAUGCCGUGGAUAUUAUUAACCCCUUGGUCCAGGAAUAUCUUGAGACUAAACUCAUGCAGGAAUAG